Messenger RNA from Paramuricea clavata, 444 nucleotides. The record is from the annotation of a GenBank genome assembly. NCBI's taxonomy places the organism in Eukaryota, Metazoa, Cnidaria, Anthozoa, Malacalcyonacea, Plexauridae.
AUGUUGAUAAAUUCCGAAACGGAACCAAUAAACGUAAGCAUGUCCCUAGCAUGCGAAAUAGUAAGGAAAGAUCCAAAAACCGGGGAAGAAGUAUCCACCGUUAUCCCCUUCAUGUCGAAAACCCACAAACUCGUCGGUAAAGACGACACAGAAGAGGUUUACGACAUCAUGAAGGAAAAAAUGCUGAAGUACUUUUCAGAUUAUCAAAACCGAGGCAGUGGGUGGAGACUGCGGAGGGUAGAUCUGCUCGAAAUUCACAUCGAAGAAUUCCAACCACUUAGGGGAAAAGGACACGAACCACUACCCGAGUCAAUUGCUAAAAAGAAGCAGGUCAUCAAUAUGAAAAACGACGACGACGAGUGCUUCAAGUGGGCCGUAACUCGCGCCAAACCCUACCGACACCCAUCCGUAAAGAAUCUCAAAGGAACUCAAAUAACAGUCUGA